Messenger RNA from Paramisgurnus dabryanus, 4424 nucleotides. Lineage: Eukaryota; Metazoa; Chordata; Actinopteri; Cypriniformes; Cobitidae. The record is from RefSeq and is a predicted model, not a curated record.
UGUGCGCAGCAGGACGAGGAAGUGUAGUGAAAAGUGUCCGUCUGUUCAGCAGCACAAUGAGACACUGAAUCGAAGAACAGAAACUUCCGUUAAAUCACACAUCUCUUCCGAGUCUCGUUCUACUGGAUCUGAUUGUGUAUUUGUGUGAAUGAUGGCUUUAGGAGUAUGUAGCAGGUCUCUGGUGUGGAUUAUAAUUGCGAUCAUGUGCUGGAGUCACAGCAGGUUUAUGGGUUUUUGUAGCAGCAGCACCGUGUCAGUUCCAGAGAGUCUGCUGUUUGUGUCCACGCUGGACGGGAACCUCCACGCAGUCAGCAGGAGAUCUGGAACCAUUAAAUGGACCCUGAAAGAAGAUCCUGUUCUACAAGUCCCAACGCAUGUUUCAGAGCCUGCUUUCCUCCCAGACCCCAAUGAUGGCAGUCUCUACUCUCUCGGAGGGAAAAAUAAUGAAGGACUGACGAAACUGCCGUUUACCAUACCGGAGCUGGUGCAGGCAUCACCGUGUCGCAGUUCUGACGGUAUCUUGUACAUGGGUAGGAAACAGGAUGUCUGGUAUGUGGUGGAUCUGCUGACUGGAGAAAAGCAACAGACUCUGACCUCGUCCUAUGCUGAGAUGCUUUGCCCAUCAUCCACUCUGCUCUACCUGGGCCGUACAGAGUACACAAUCACCAUGUAUGACACCAAGAGCAGAGAGCUGCGCUGGAAUGCCACCUAUGCAGAUUACGCCUUCACCCUGAUCGACGACGACACCAAAUAUAAUAUGGCUCACUUCGUGUCCAAUGGUGAUGGUCUAGUGGUGACUGUGAACAGCGAGUCUGGCGAUGUGCAGUGGGUCCAGAACUACAACUCUCCAGUGGUGGCUAUCUACAUCUGGCAGCGCGAGGGACUACGCAAGGUCAUGCACACCAAUGUUGCUGUGGAAACAUUGCGUUACCUGACCUUUAUGUCAGGAGAUAUGGGACGCAUUACACAGUGGAAAUAUCCGUUUCUUCGUGAGAAAAGGACUAAAGAUAAAUUAAUGUCUACCUUGUAUGUAGGAAAACACUCCACUGGCCUCUAUGCGUCACCCUCUCUUGUACAUGAUGGAGUUACUGUUGUGCCACGUGGUAGGACGUUUCCUAUGCUUGAGGGCCCUAAUAACCAGGAUUCAAGUAUAGAAGAGGACCAGGAGUGUGUGAUCACACCCAGCACAACAGUUAAAUUUAAUACUGCACUAAAGGAGAGAAACCGCAUCAACUUCAUGAAGAAUUCUCUGCUGCUCAUAGGUCACCAUGAAACACCCCCUGAUGCUCACAACAAAAUCCUGGCAACGUUUCCAGAUAGCAUCCCCCGUCAACCUGGCAACAUCAUUCCCCCAGCCACAGACAAGACCAUGGAAGAGAAGGUGAAUGAAAGUGGAAUGGAGGACAGCAGUCCAUUGCCUCCAUCUAUCUCUUCCUUGCAGGAAAAACCCAGCCACCAAUCCCGUGUGGAGACUCCAGUGGACUCUAUGUUAAAAGAUAUGGCCACCAUCAUCUUCUGUACCUUCCUGCUAGCUGGCUGGGUGGCCUUCAUCAUCAUCUACCCAAAGAGUGUACACAAGCAGCAGCAGCUACAGCACCAGCAGUUUCAGCAACAGAUGGAAGAGAAACUUCACCUCCUGCAGCGUCAGCAGCUCAUCUUUCAACCGCCUGACUCGGACUUCCUUGAGGUCACCCACAUGCGUUCAGAGAGCUCCACCCACAGCAGCCCUAAUGUCACCCCACGAACCUCCAACCACUCCAACAUGUCCCAGUCUGAGAUGGCCAAUUCUUCCAAUGAACAUGAGGAUCCUGAGGAAGAGUGCAACAUUGUCAGAAUUGUAAACAUCACAUUUAACCCCAAAGAUGUUCUUGGACAUGGUGCUGAGGGAACUAUUGUGUACAGGGGUCAUUUUGACAACCGUCCAGUGGCUGUAAAGAGAAUUCUACCAGAAUGCUUCAGCUUUGCAGAUCGAGAGGUUCAGCUGCUCAGGGAGUCAGAUGAACAUCCAAACGUGAUUCGUUACUUCUGCACUGAGAGAGAUCGACAGUUUCAGUAUAUAGCCAUAGAGCUCUGCAGUGCCACACUUCAAGAGUAUGUUGAACGAAAGGAUUUUAAUCGCUAUGGUUUGGAGCCUGUGGCACUGCUGAAGCAGACAAUGUCUGGACUGGCCCAUUUACAUUCUCUUAAUAUAGUUCACAGAGAUCUGAAGCCACACAACAUCCUGGUAUCUAUGCCAAACACACAUGGACGAGUUAAGGCUAUGAUCUCAGACUUUGGUCUGUGUAAAAAAUUGGCAGUGGGUCGACACAGCUUCAGUCGGCGCUCAGGAGUCCCCGGCACCGAGGGCUGGAUUGCCCCUGAAGUGCUCAUGGAGGAUGCAAAGCAAAACCCUACCUGCAUGGUAGACAUUUUCUCGGCAGGCUGUGUGUUUUAUUAUGUGGUGUCUGAAGGACAGCAUCCCUUUGGAAAGUCAUUGCAGCGUCAAGCAAACAUUCUACUAGGAGCAUACUCGCUGGACCACUUACAACCCAACACUCACGAGAGCAUUGUGGCCCGAAACUUGAUUGAACAAAUGUUAAGUAUGGACCCAGAGAAGAGGCCUUCAGCGGAGAGAGUCCUGAAACAUCCCUUCUUCUGGAGUCUGGAAAAGCAGCUGCAGUUCUUCCAGGAUGUGAGUGAUAGAAUUGAGAAGGAGCCAUUAGACGGACCAAUCGUGAGGCAGCUGGAAAGAGGAGGGCGUGUGGUGGUAAAAGGUGAUUGGAGGGAUCAUAUUACAGUGCCUCUUCAAAACGAUCUACGCAAGUUUCGGUCAUAUAAAGGUGGAUCAGUCAGAGAUCUUCUACGUGCCAUGAGAAAUAAGAAGCAUCAUUACCGGGAGUUACCAGAGGAGAUCCAGCAGACGCUGGGAUCUAUUCCAGAUGACUUUGUUUUCUAUUUCACAUCCCGCUUCCCUCUUCUUCUGCAGCACACACAUCUGGCCAUGCGCUCUUGUGCUGUGGAACGACUUUUUCUACCCUACUACCACAUUUCUGAACUGCUUACACACAUCACACCAACACAAAGUGUUCCACAGACUCCGCCCACCCAGUCAGAACCCUCUGGUCUGUUAUCAUCCAAUCAGAUAACAGCAACACCACAUGCAUUGCCUAACACAUUGUCUGCAAUGGAACUCUCACCUGAGCCCAAAGCAGAGGACAUACAGCCCAGCCCAGUACAGGCCACUGAUGCACCGGCAUAAACGGACACAUCCCUGGGAUGAAAUGUUUUUAUUUCUGUGUGGAUGUGAUCUGGGCCUGCAGUGCCCAGGCUAUAUGACCACAGAUGCCCAUCUUAAGUGCCUUACGACAACAGCUGCUCUGAGGGUGACCUGGAGAUUCCUGGUGCAGGUCAAGUGGAGGAGACUGGGAUGAAUCUGUUGAGUUGUGUUUGUAAACAAAUGCUGAUGGUAGUCAUUUUUUAAAAAAAGGACUUUUGUAAAGUAUGUUUACUGUGAUACACACAUCUGGAAGAUGGUGGAUGUUUUUGUUAAACAUUUGAAGUGUACACAAACAUUUCUACUGUGCAGUGUUGGUUAAUGCUGCGUUUACAUUCCAUCAGAAUUGCUGUAUUUACAAGUUGGAAUUUUGGGAAAGCUCUGACUUCUUUGAAAACGACAGAGACAGUGACAUUGUGUUCAAAAGAUAUACAGUAAUAGUUACAUUUUUGGACUUUUAAUAUUUGAGCAGAUUUUACCUGAUUUGCUUUUCAGUUUUUUAGCAUGUUGAUAGAGCUUAUAAGAUGAUUAAACUUAGUAACGAAUGGUUUAAAGUCAUUUCUGAGUUCAGCUCAGAUAUCAUGUAAAUACAGUAAUUCUGCCAUCAUGUGAAGGGCUCAGUGCUCAUACCAUUGAAUUGAUUUUUGUAUUGUGCGUUUUAAGUUUAAGUGGCAAUUGUGCCUUUUAAAUGACACUGUUGUGUAUCUUGCAACUGAGCUGAGGCUGUGUUUUGUGGUUUUGCCCUUGCUAUUGCUGCUGAAAACAUGUCUUAAUCAACUGUAUAGUAUGCUUUUAAAAGUCAAGCAUAUACUUUCAAAACUACGAUUUUUAUCCGGUAUUACGCUUCAGUCAUGCACUUUAUUUGUUGGCAUACUUUUUCAACAAAACAUGCAGGACAAUAUGUAUUUAUUCUUAUUGAUAGGGGUAUUCUCUGAUUAUUGUUUAGUACUUUUUUCAGAUUAUUUACAUGAAUUGAUAUUUAAGGAAUACAUGAACUGUGCAAAUACAUACCAUAUUAUAUAAAACAGGUCAUUUAGAACAGUUGAAACAUUCCAGGCAGAGCUUUUAUAAUGUUUCAUGUAUUUAUCAUGUUUUAGAUAUUUUUUAUAUUUCUUUGGAGGAACAUGAUGCAUUUUUACAUGUAGUGUUAAUAAAAGCUGCUAUUGUUUAC